UAGGCAUUUUGUAACACAUCAAAGCCUAUAGUUAACUUUUCGGCUUUGAUAAAAUUUGUAAAAGUAAAAGUAUUUUUAACGGCGAAACCAUAGCCAGGAUGUCUUUGGGUCGAGCUUUCGGUGGUUUAAUCCUUUCGGGUGUUCCCCAGACUAGGAGCUUACAUCAAAGGAGGACUCGGCGACCAAUUCCAGUGGUUCCAGACUUAAGGUCUAAUGCCCCAGCACAGUCUUCCAAGCCUCCUCGUAUUCUGGUCAAGAGCUUCAUUGCCCUCCACCAUCUCGAUUCGGAAAUCAUUCAGGAUGCUCCUCGUGAUCUCAGAGACUUUUUUAUGUCGAAUUCGAAAAAUGUGAAGAGAUGAUGCAAAAUCAUGAGCCAACGUCUUAAAUUAAAUGGAAAACACAUUUGGAAUCUUCAUCCUUUAAAAAGUUAAAAAAAGUUUAAUAAGUCUUGUAACUAAUUGAAAGUCGACAAAUACUUGACGCUUAAUAAUCAUUAGCAAAUUUUUAAGCUCAAUGUAAACGAAUAAAUAUAAGUUUGACAAUUAAACUAAA
Messenger RNA from Drosophila ficusphila, 552 nucleotides. RefSeq lists its product as uncharacterized. The record is from RefSeq and is a predicted model, not a curated record. The transcript has a single exon. The coding region runs from base 99 to 359 and encodes 86 amino acids. NCBI's taxonomy places the organism in Eukaryota, Metazoa, Arthropoda, Insecta, Diptera, Drosophilidae.